CGCAAAAGUCAACGUAGGUUCUCUGCUUUAUCGGCUUAGGUCUUUUCGUGUUAGCUUCUGUGAAAAUAUACAUGUUUGAAUCAUGAAGCUAAACAUUUCGUACCCCGCCACGGGAUGUCAAAAACUGGUCGAAGUUGUGGACGAACACAAACUUCGUAUCUUUUACGAAAAACGUAUGGGCCAGGAAGUCGAAGCCGACUCACUUGGUGAUGAAUGGAAAGGAUACGUCCUCAGAAUUGCUGGAGGAAACGACAAACAAGGUUUCCCCAUGAAGCAGGGUGUUCUCACUCAUGGCCGUGUCCGUUUGUUGCUUUCCAAGGGACAUUCUUGCUACAGACCCCGCCGUACCGGUGAACGUAAAAGGAAAUCGGUCCGCGGUUGCAUCGUAGACAGCAACCUCAGCGUUCUCGCACUGGUCGUCAUCCGCAAGGGUGAACAGGAAAUUGAAGGUUUGACUGACAAAAACGUUCCACGUAGAUUGGGUCCCAAGAGGGCUUCCCGCAUCCGUAAGUUGUUCAACUUGAGCAAAGAAGACGACGUACGUCAAUACGUUGUCAAGCGUCCCCUUCCCCUCAAGGAAGGCAAGACCAAACAAAGGUACAAGGCACCCAAGAUCCAACGUUUGAUCACUCCAUUGGUCUUGCAGCGCAAACGUCAUAGGCUCGCACUCAAGAAGAAGCGUUGCCUGAAACGCAAAGAACAACAAGACAACUACGCCAAACUUUUGGCCCAAAGGAAGAAGGAAUCCAAGGCACGUAGGGAACAAUUGAAGAGACGUCGUUCCGCCAGUAUGCGCGACAGCAAAUCCAGCAGAAACUCUGACAAAUAAGUGAUUUACAUGUUUGUUUUAUUUGGACGACAAAUAAACCCUUAAUUCUAA
This is a messenger RNA of Aethina tumida (small hive beetle), 880 nucleotides long. It is a transcript of the gene RpS6, whose product is annotated as 40S ribosomal protein S6. The transcript is spliced from 5 exons. Gene Ontology annotation, molecular function: structural constituent of ribosome. Gene Ontology annotation, biological process: translation. The record is from RefSeq and is a predicted model, not a curated record. Gene Ontology annotation, cellular component: ribosome. NCBI's taxonomy places the organism in Eukaryota, Metazoa, Arthropoda, Insecta, Coleoptera, Nitidulidae. Bases 83 to 829 code for a protein of 248 amino acids.